AUGAAGCAUUAUCAGGAUAUGAGAUCAACGAAUCCGAUUGUCAAUUCUAUCUAUGAUCAGUGGCAGAAGUUUCGAAUAAUCUGUUUGACAAUGGGCAGAGAUUUAAGUCAUGAAGAACACGAAUACUGUCGUGAGCCAAGUGAAGGCAGGCCCUUGGUUGAAUUGAUCAAUAUCUUCGCGGAGUUCACCACUCUCAGUGCUGGCAUUGACUCGGUUGAUCAGUCCAAUCAUGAAGCUUGUCAAAAGCUUCUUGAUGCGUGCCUUGCCCAGAGAAACAGCCUUCUAAAAUGGUACGCUCAGCGGAUAAAGAGCAUUGGUGGUGGCCCCCUGAUUUCGAUCGACGAAUUUUGCUGCACAGAUAUAGAUCCGGUGGACGUCAUUUUCGGCAGGCCGUACAGCUUCGUCUCGCUUGAUAACGCCACCCUCCAUGUCUUUUACUGGAUAGCGAUGGUCAUUGUCUCACCUAUGAUUUAUCGAGCCCAAACUUUUGUGAGAUCCCUGGAGCACGGUAGCAAGUUCCGUAGUGACUAUGUGUCCGAUCCAGAUCACCUCCUAGUGGCAGUCUAUGCAGACGAGGUCAUCCGAGCUGUUCCUUUCUUUGCUCAGGACAAGAACAAACUACUGGGCCCUCACAUGGUAAUGUUUUGGGUUGCAGCAGCUUGUAAAGCUUAUAUCAAUCUCGGGACAUGCAAGAAAUUUGACUGGUGCCAGAAGACUCUAGGGAGCUUCGGACACAGGGGCUUUGAGUCAUGCCUCCAUUACCGUGGCUAUGCUUGGGAUUAUUGGAACCCAAUGAAUUCAUGCACUGCGGAUCCCUUUCUUCCAGCGUCUGUGAGGAAUGAGUUGAAAUCUGGAUCUCCAUCCUUCGAGUCAGAGGAUCAAGUCAGCGAUAUGUCUGAGUAUGGGCAAUCUCCCUUCGUGAACUGCGUCGAAUGGGUAUCUUCAGAGAGAGAUCUUGCUAAUUAUACGCUCGAAAAUUCUCUGCUCGAAGAUUCCUGGCAGAAGGGACCUACGUGUUAUGUAGCCACUCGGUAG
This is a messenger RNA of Penicillium subrubescens, 1035 nucleotides long. RefSeq lists its product as uncharacterized. The coding region runs from base 1 to 1035 and encodes 344 amino acids. The transcript has 2 exons. NCBI's taxonomy places the organism in Eukaryota, Fungi, Ascomycota, Eurotiomycetes, Eurotiales, Aspergillaceae. The record is from RefSeq and is a predicted model, not a curated record.